Molecule: messenger RNA, 5571 nt
Organism: Oreochromis niloticus (Nile tilapia)
Lineage: Eukaryota; Metazoa; Chordata; Actinopteri; Cichliformes; Cichlidae
Gene: nfil3-5
Product: nuclear factor, interleukin 3 regulated, member 5
Exons: 2
Coding region: 2173-4002 (609 amino acids)
Biological process (GO): regulation of DNA-templated transcription; circadian rhythm
Cellular component (GO): nucleus
Molecular function (GO): DNA binding; DNA-binding transcription factor activity
Source: RefSeq, a predicted model, not a curated record
UAUAACUGAGCGGUUGGCUGCCGUGUGCUGUUUCUACCUGCUUAUUUGCAUGUUUUUUAUCAUUCUGUGCGGGUAGAUACGUCUCUGGGUGUGUGUGAGUGUGUUUUGAGGCGAGGACGUGAUGCUCAUGGCCGGUUAUUGUUCACAUGGCGACUCUCGGCUGCGCCGGCAGAUCCCGCGUCCCUCCGUGACUUUCAGCCGUAUGCGGCUCUUUUUGUGUCACGUAAAACACGCAGCUCGCCGGGCAAGUGCGAUACUUUAGUUGGCGUUUUGUUGCCCUUUUUGAUUCUUUGAUGCUUUUACGAAACACCGAGUCCGCUUGGUAAAAACGUGGUUGGCCGUAUCGCCGCACACUAUGAGGUCAAUGUCAAGGCGAUGUAAUUUCCUCUCAUGGUGGUGUUUUCCAGGGAGCAGGGGGCUGCUGCUGCUCGGCUCGGACUGCGCUGUGUGGUCAAUACACCGUAUUAGCUCCUGCACGUGGCAUAUUGGCAUGAUGUUUUUAUGUAGGUCAUUGGAUCAGUUCAGUUACCCAGAUAUUGGCAGCCCAGCUAAUGCAAAGGCAAAGGCUGGGAUUAACGCAUGGCUGUAUAUAGGUUAUGAAUUAAUUUGAAGGUCUGUCGCAGAUAUCUGUGGAAAUCUCAUGUCAGAAUAAAUGAUAAAAGAAAAAAAACAUAUUUUUUGAACGAGUGUUGGACAAAAGAUUUGCAGAUAGGGUGUGUGUAAACAUAUGUUAGGGCUUUUUCUCUGAGAAAGAUUACUUGGUUGGGGUUUGGGGAUUUAUUAAAUAAAUGCUCACAUGGAAAGGGGGGAAAUGUCUGAUUUCUAUUCAAAGUGGGCCACUGGGUGAUUCUUUUUUACUCAUAAGGUGUGUUAAGUAAAGCACAGAGCUUUGCUUUGAGGGAGUUGGAGGCUAUGACAUAACCAGCACACAGCAGGGAAAAGCAAUAAAUAGCAGCUCCCUCCUGGGACAGAGACGCUUUGUAAUUGAUUCUCGUUCCCACCCUGCACUUUUUCCCUGUCAUUUAUAUCUACAUUAACAACAAAAUUCUUGCAUCUAAAGAAGGCAUUUAGCCAGAAAAGCUGCUAUCAGUGAUGUAACCCAGCUACUCAGUGUCUGCGAGCUAUUUUUAACUUGCUUAGUCUUUUUUUUCUCCACCACAAAGGAAGCACGGAGCAGAAAAAGCAGAAGGCUGAACCAGAUAUAACACUGUUUUCUUUUAUUUUUGUGUCUCAAACAAGAUUCCAGUGAGGGCUUAGGGAGACCGUUUGUAAAGUUAGAAUAACAAGUGAGCAUUCAGGAUGUGAUGCAAUGUGUGGAAACCCCUGUCUGGCAAAAGCAGGCACAGUUUUGGUUAGUCCACCUACUGCCAGCUGGUCUGGUUUUAGAGCCACUGCUCUGUCCUGACCAGCUCUAUGAAUAUAGGUCAGACUUGUAUCUGGGUGAGGAGACGUGAGGUUUAACAGGGCAAGCGGUGGACUACUUUGGCUGCUUUGUCUGUUGCUCUGAGGAAUACAGGAAACACAGAUGGCAGAAGAUUUAACUAAGUUCAGCUUUUCCAUGGUUUUGGCAACUUUUAUUUUUUUACUUUGCAAAUCUGCACUUAUCUGGUGAAUUAACCCAUUUAGUGGUCGACUAACGGCGGCGUUGAAGCUGGAUCCUUAAGGAACCCAAAAGUAGACAGACUGACCUACAUCCCGUGUAAGACACUGAAAGAAGCAGGUCAGCUGCCUGACAGAGAUCACAGCUCUGCUGAAGAUCGAGGAAGACACUGAUAAACUCAAAGUCACCCCAAACAAACCUCCAGAGACUACUUUGAACUACUUGCCGAGACAACUGGAAAACCGUUUGCACAAAAUACAGUUUCUUGUUUUAGAUUCCUUGCUCAGAACACUACUUCAAUGUCUGAGGUUUUUGUGGAGUUCCACCUCUUUUUAAUCUUCCUGGCUAAUUUGGACACUUGAACAUUUCGAUAUUAUAAUUUAAGUAACAGAAAUCAAUGAGGCUAUCGUUUCGAGGAGCACAAAUACCUCAUCCAGAAGUUUUCGCUGAACCUGCGACAUAGGUCAGACGUCUUAGUAACAAAGCAGAAGGCUCAUAUAGUUUUACAUUUUUCCCUACCCCCCUUUGCCCUUUGCUAGAGUGAUACUCUAGCACCCUGCGGGGAAGAAAAAAUGGAAAGUCUCAGUAUACACCUCCCAUCCACCAGCAAUAACAGUGCCGAAGAUGGCGACAGUUUUUCCCCUUACAAUGGGAGCCUCCCAUCCCCUACUUCUGAAGGAGCGGUACGGAUUAGCCGCCAGGCUAAAGGUAGCAAGCCUACCGUGACCUCCCGUCGCAAGAGAGAGUUCAUUUCUGAUGAGAAGAAAGAUGCUUCCUAUUGGGAAAAACGGAGAAAGAACAACGAAGCAGCCAAGCGCUCAAGAGAAAAGCGUCGUCUCAAUGACAUGGUGUUAGAAAACCGGGUGAUGGCACUGAAUGAGGAGAACGUUCGUCUCAAGACGGAGCUCCUUCAGCUCAAGUUGCGCUUUGGCCUCAUCAGCACAGCCUCCUACAUGGAGAAAAGUCAGCAAAUCUCCAACAGCGCCGCUGAUGGAAGCACUGGCGGCAAUGGGAGCAGCGCCAACGGCACCCCGAAUGGUAACGCCUACCUCUCAAGCAGCGGCUACUCCAGCGCGUCCCAGGUGAUGCUGAAUUCAGACUCAUCAGAAGCUGAACAGUCGAGUCUCGGCGAGCGCCACUCCACGCUCCCCAAAUAUUCCCCCCGUGGCUCCGUGUCUGACAUGUCUGACAGCUCUUCCAGCCCUGAACCCAUGGGCUACAACAUAAAGAAGGAGCCCACAAGCAUGGAGAUGGCUGGUCUGGAAAACAACAUGAUUCCCAGUGGGAUCCCUAAUGGGAUCCCCAAUGGAAUGCAGAAUGGGGCUUACCACGGCAGCCACAGUGCUCUGGUUUCUCCUCACCAGCAAAGCCCCCCAUUAGCUGAAAAUGUCAUGGACUUCCAGCAGCAGCAUCAUCAACAGCAACAGCAGCAGUGCCACAUGGAGAUCUCCAACCCUGCUCCUCAGGCCACCUCAGCUCAAAGGAGCGUCAUUUUGUAUCGCUCCAGCAGUGGCUGUUAUCCCAUGGAGAGCCAGAGGUCGGAGGAGCAGCAGUCCCAGCAGAGCAGAGCUACUCAACAUUGUCAGGACACACUGACUUCCAAGUUCUCCGACUGCUCAGUGACCAUCACAGAGGUCGCUGAGAAGCUGGAGAGAACAAAGACCUUGGACUCUCCACAGUAUGAGUACACCAACGGUCACUCUGAGUCAGCAGAGGAACUGCAGCAAAGGUAUAAUCAGCAGCAGCACGACAACCACAGUCUUCAGCACACUGAAAACCACCAGAACCCCUUCGCCCCUGAUCUGAUCCACAACAACGAGGAGGGGAGGUCCUCCUUCAUACAGCACAAUGGCUACCUCAACACACUGGAUGAAGAGCCCCCGGUGCUCACCUAUGAGGGAGGUCCCCAAGCUGAUGGUUUCUAUCAGGAGAACUCCUCUGCUAAAGACACUUGUUCAAGUGAUGGAGACCCUCGUAGCUCUGAUAAGGAGGGCUCCACAGAUGAUGAAUCCCCCUCCUCAUCCUCCUCAGAUAUCAGCAGCUACCACCAGAAGAUUGAGGGAACUGGUGGUUUGCACGGUGAGUGCCAAGCCGAGGUCAAAGCCACCGCCCUUCCCCACAAGCUCCGCCUCAAGUACAGAGCUCUGUCCAAUGGGGCAUCCAGAGCGCAGGUGGAGGGACUGGUCAGCACCUCGAUGUCCCCUUCUCCCACUUUGCCUCAGCAUCCUUACCUAGCUCUGUCCAGCAACCCUCACAGUGGCAACAGCAAAGAUGCUGAGAAUGAGCCCGAGUAUGCGGAAGAAGUCAAGUGUCAGGUGAAUGAGAGGCCAGAGUUUAAAAAGGAGGGAGGUAAAAAGGGAUCCAGCGGUGGGAGGGGUGGGCGCAAUAAGAGGCGAGAUUAAGGACAAAUAGGAGCAGCUGUUGUCUGCAGUGGACAGACAAAAAAGAACUGUGACUCACAUUGGCACCUUGCGAGGUAUAAAAGAAGCCAGUGAUCAGUGUGAGAUGUAGUUAGGAUGUGAUUUCACCAUCAAGUUUCACUGUGUCACCUGUACCCCUUCCUGUACUCUCUCCUACCUCCCGCUUAUCCCUCCAGGUAGAUUAACGAGGGAUGUGACAGAAUGAAACUCUUCAGAGCUGGAGUUUGGGAUAUUUCCCUUGUGGAAAAUUCAAACAUUAUUCAAUUAUUCAUUAUUGUAAACUGCCUUAGUGGCUGGCCAGUGUUUAUUGUGGCAUUAUGGGAACAUUCCUUUAACCAAAGACACACAUCCUUCCUUUAACAUCUCCCCUUUUGGCAAAGAGUUACAUUCUUCCUCCCUCUCGUCCCUCUUCUUCCUCUCCAUUCUCUGAACCAUCUGCACACAAGUCCUCUUCACUAUUGAAGCACUUAGAUUGUAUAUUACUGUGACAUAUAAAUUUGCAUAUAUGGAAUAUAUAUUUUAAGAAGAAAACUGUGGCAAAAACAAUAAAAAUUAAAGCAUUGGGAUGUGGAAGUCGUAGACUUUAAAGCGAUCAGCUUGUUUGUUGUUUCGAGACACCUUGUACAGUCCUUCUUUGUUUAAAAAACGCCUCAAAGUUUCUCUUUUACUAAAAGUAUGAGUCACAACUUGUAAAAAAAAUUCAAAUAAGUGAGGUACCCUUCUUUUUUAAAAGUUUGAGUUCAGAUCGGGGUCCUUAUUUAGACGAUCUGACCUCUUUGACGCUCAAAGUUGUCAAAACAAGCGAAGGCCAGUUACUCGCAUAUCAGUCCAGGCUAUGCAGACACACUUUCCUGUUGGCAAGCACAAGGUGAGCCUUGUUUGCCGGCCAUCCAACAGAAAUCAAUACGUCUUCAUUUCAAGACAAAAAUCGUCUGUCCAGUAAAUGAAAUGGCUCUCCAGUCACAACCAGCAAAGCUGCUCUCUCUCUUCAUAAGGUGCCUCUUUAUUGUGUUGUUCCUUGUCCCCACGUUGGCAGCGUCUUAACGAUCCCGCUCACCUCCGCACUGAGUUUUAGCAACUGUAGCUGCAGUAGAUCAUAAAGUAUGUACAAGUUUAACUGUUUCACUUCCUGGUGCCUGCCUCUGGCCACUAUGUAUAAAUGUAAAGUUGUCUAUCUCUUGUAUACUGCUGUCAUUAUUUUAUUAUUGUUUUAUUAAUAUUAUUUUCUGUUGUAUUCGGUUAUUCUUUUCGCUGUUAUGUGUAUUUUUCUGUCAUUCACUUGUGUCAUUUUUGCUCUAAACUCUUUCUGGUUGUGCUGUGUAUUUAUUCAUGCUACCCUUUGCCCCAGUUACUGUUUGUACUCUGUGUUAUUGUAAAACCUUUGCUGAAAAGCUUUUUCAGAAGAGAAAAAAAAAUUGAAUAAAGCUUGGCCAGAAGUGAUUAUGUAAUGCUAUACUUCACGUGGAUAUGCAAAUGGUUAGAAAAAAACACUCAUUUUCGAUUGUGAAAGAUUCAAAAUGGGGGAAAAAAAAUAAAAUGUUGUUGAAUUUA